AUAAAGUUGCUUCAAACAAACACGGUGACGUCACUCUGCAAUGGCAGCCAGCAGUACUGCAGUGUCAGUUCUGAGCCCGAACGGACGGAGACAGACCGUUAAAGUCUCCCCAAACACACCUUUACUGCAGGUCCUGGAGGAAGUCUGUAAGAAACAGGGAUUCAAUCCAGACGACCAUGGACUCAAGUUUCAGAGGAAUGUGCUGGAUCUGACACUGCAGUGGAGGUUUGCCAGCCUGCCAAAUAAUGCCAAGCUGGAGGUGGUGCCAAGUACCCGGCAGCUGGGAGGGACAGAGAGCACGGUGCGGAUCGCGCUGCAGUUGGAGGAUGGAUCUCGUCUCCAGGGUUCUUUCUCGAGUGGCCAAACCCUGUGGGAACUGCUCAAACACUUCCCACAAACCAGGAUAACAGAUCUGGAUGCAGCAGGACCCACACCAGUGUGUGUUUACAUGAGAGAUGAGAUCAGUGGACAAGACGCUCUACAGAAGACCACUCUGAGGUCACUGGGGCUGACUGGAGGCAGUGCCAUUCUAAGGUAUGUAGUGAAAACAAGUAACACACUUGGGAAUGGUGAACCCAUGGAGAAUGCUGCAACUCCUACUGACACCAUUGCCACAGCAACUGCAUCCCAGCCAACUCCCGAGCACCUUGAGGCACCCAGUGGGGCGUCCACUGCUGUUAACCCCCCACUUCCUGAUAGGCCAGAUGAGCCCACACCUGCCCCUGUUCCAAUGGAGACCCCCAGCCCACCCUUACAGAGCUCUGAAGCUGCUUUCGCCCACACAAGCCAAACACUUCCUGUUCAAAAGGAAGAGGCGGAGCCAUCUCAAGACCAACACCAAGCUGUACGGCCCAAAAUCAGGCAGGUGGAUAACAAGGGGCAUCAGGAUUCCAAGGCAGAGCUUCAGAUGGAUGACGAACAGCCAGGGCCAUCCCACGCCAAGUUACCCCCACACAGUAACUUUGUGCCUUUCUCUGGUGGUGGACAGCGGCUCGGAGGGUCUGGUGGGCUUCCUCCAUCUUCCUCCUCAUCCUCUUCCUCAUCGCCAGUCUUCAGUGGUCCGCCAAAAGCCAAGAAGUCCAAACCCAGUCAUGAAGUUAAGAGUUCGGCUAGUGCCAAAUUUGGAGCAAAGGAUUCAGAGGAAAGGGAGGAAUAUUUGGAGCCGGUGCACAGGGAGCCACUCAUCUACCAUCUGGACACAGCCCGACGCACCAGCGCUGAGGAAGACCUGACGGAUGAGUUCUUUGAAGUGACCGUAGAUGACGUGAGGAAGAGGUUCUCACAGCUGAAGAGUGAGAGGAGGUUGUUAGAGGAGGCCCCUCUGAUGACUCAGGCUCUGAGAGAGGCUCAGAUGAAGGAGAAAAUGGACAGGUAUCCCAAGGUGGUCUUAAGAGUCCAGUUCCCUGAUCGUCAAGUUCUCCAGGGCUUUUUCAGACCACAGGAAACAGUUGCUGCAUUAAAGCAGUUUGUGCAAGCUCAUCUACAGGAUCCAGAUCUGCUCUUCUACCUGUUCAUCGCCCCUCCUAAGACUGUGCUGAAUGACCCCAAUGCUACACUAUUUCAGGCCAACCUCUUCCCCGCUGCUCUGGUGUACUUUGGCUCGGACGCGAAGACAGAGUGCUACCUGCGUGGUGUUCUACUAGACAGCAGUGUUUCUGCUCUGAAGGCUGAUGAGCUCAUCGCAAGCUGCAUUCCCAGGUCUCCAGCUCCAACCUCCUGCUCUCAGCCCCCUCAAGACUCUGUCCCGCUGGAGCCCAGCAAACCCUCCAGUAUUCAGCCAGGCCCAGAGGACACUUCAGACCCUGAGAGCCAGGCAGUCAAACCUGCACGCACUGACCCUGCCAAGGUGCCCAAAUGGCUCAAACUACCAGGUAAGAAAUAAUGCAGACAUGGAGCCACUAGAAGAUGUCUUAAAAAAUAAUGUAAGAAUGGAUUCCUCAACAGAAGAAAGCCACUUCAGAUUGUGCUUAAUAGAUUCAUUCAUAAAUGUAUGUAAUUCAUGAAAUUGGUUCUCAUAGUUGCCAAUGCAAAUAGAGCCAAAUCCAUAGUUUUGCAAUAAACUAAUGGGAUGCUUUGUUAAAUAAAGCUAAUGUGUCCGCU
Messenger RNA from Astyanax mexicanus (Mexican tetra), 2100 nucleotides. RefSeq names its product ASPSCR1 tether for SLC2A4, UBX domain containing (gene aspscr1). Bases 41 to 1882 code for a protein of 613 amino acids. The record is from RefSeq and is a predicted model, not a curated record. Gene Ontology annotation, molecular function: protein binding. The transcript has 17 exons. Gene Ontology annotation, biological process: signal transduction. Lineage: Eukaryota; Metazoa; Chordata; Actinopteri; Characiformes; Acestrorhamphidae.